GAAGAUUUAAAAGAAAAGGGAUAUACAGUUGUUAAAAAUGUUGUAGAUGAAUCAGAUUGUGAUGUCUACAUCCAGCAAUAUAAAGAUUGGCUUAAGCAAUUUAAAAACGGCGCGUGGCCAGUCAACAUGCAUUCCUGUAUACAAAAAUACAGGAUCGCGCACAUGGAACCUUCCUGGAAUGUCAGAUUAAAAUCUAAGAAAGUUUUUGAAGAAAUUUGGAAAACUGAUCAACUCUUGUCCAGUUAUGAUUCUGUUGCCAUCGCCUGCCCUCCAGAUUAUCUCGACACCCCAAACAAUUUGUAUGCAAACACUUCUGUUGCGUCUUCAGGCUGGUUACACUGUGAUCAGACAUAUCUUCGAGAGGGCUUGCAUGGUUAUCAAGGUGCAGUAUAUCUAGAAGAAACCAGCGAAAAGGACUGGACUCUAGAAGUUCUUGAAGGAUCUCAUAAAUUAUUUGAGGAGUUUUUCGAAUAUUCGGAUAAUGCCAGAAUCCGAAGCAUUUUAAACCAUGUGUACCAAGUGAAACCCAGUGAUCGAGAAUGGUUUCGUCGAAAAGGGUGCAUCAGGAAAACUAUUGCAGUGCCAAAGGGCGGUAUGGUACUAUGGGAUUCUAGGCUCAUCCAUGCCAAUUCACGGCCAAAAGAGAAUCGCCCUGUCAAAGACCGUUGGCGAUUUUGUGUUAUGGUCUGCAUGGCUCCUAAAGUUUGGGCCACUGACGAAACUCUCGAAGUAAAAAAGACAAUCUACAGAGAUAUGCUGAUGACAACCCAUUGGCCC
Messenger RNA from Lottia gigantea (owl limpet), 777 nucleotides. RefSeq lists its product as hypothetical. Lineage: Eukaryota; Metazoa; Mollusca; Gastropoda; Lottiidae. The transcript has a single exon. The record is from RefSeq and is a predicted model, not a curated record. The annotation marks the transcript as partial.